Messenger RNA from Penicillium canescens, 1431 nucleotides. Its product is annotated as MFS transporter. NCBI's taxonomy places the organism in Eukaryota, Fungi, Ascomycota, Eurotiomycetes, Eurotiales, Aspergillaceae. Gene Ontology annotation, biological process: transmembrane transport. Gene Ontology annotation, molecular function: transmembrane transporter activity. The record is from RefSeq and is a predicted model, not a curated record. Bases 1 to 1431 code for a protein of 476 amino acids. The transcript has 5 exons.
AUGCUGGAUAAAAAGCCUUUAGGAUACCGAUGGCGGUCGUCUCGACUUCUGGUGGUUUCCUCAAUUACUGUCGCUUUAUUCGCAGAAACCUUUCUCUACGGGUUCCUCACGCCGAUUCUGAGCUAUAUGCUUGAAGAACGUUUACAUAUCGACCCAUCUCUAACUCAGAGCUAUACUACCGCAUUACUCACCGCACAUGGAUUCUUCGGUCUAGUUUCUGCGCCGAUAAUCGCGCAUCUCGCCGAGAAGACACCGAGCCAAAAGACACCGCUCUUGAUUGCUCUGGCAGGAUGUUUCGUGGGUACUCUUAUGAUUGCGCUCACUACUUCAGUGUGGGCUCUCUUCCUUGGUCGCAGCUUGCAAAGUAUAGCCGGGGCCGGCACUUGGGUAGUUGGAUUUUCCCUAUUAGCUAAUAAUGUGGACAAGGAACAUCUUGGGAAGUCAAUAGGCCUCGCAAUGGCAUUUGUCACUGCGGGAAUGGUCGGAGGACCAACCGUGAGUGGUACACUGCUUCAGCUGUUUGGAUACUGGGCCGCAUGGUCACUCCCCAUGGUUGUGCUUGUCUUGGAUAUUAUUGCGCGACUGGUUAUGAUUGAACCUCAUCCUACGCAUUCGUCCGAUACUUCAGGCAAACCAAGCGGUGCCCCAUCCUCCGAGAACACGGUGACAUCGGAAGAAACAACUGCUUUGCUAUCCGAAACGCGCGACAAUGGCAAGACAACUCAUUGUGAAUUGGAGGGCAAACAAGGAACAAAGCAAGAUUAUUACAAGAUUAUGCUCACCGACGCACGAGUUCUGACUGCAUUGUCCAAUGUUGUGGUUGUCUCUUCUCUUAUCGCCGGAAUCAACAAUACCCUUCCUGUUCACCUGAAAGACGCAUUUGGCUGGAAAAGCUUGCUUAUAAGUAUGAUGUUUUUCUGCUUGCAGGUUCCAAAUAUCGCUUUAAGUGGACCAGCUGGAUGGCUUCGUGACCGAGCCGGUUUGCGGGGACCUACCACCCUGGGCUGGAGUGCUCUGGUCCCUCUGAUAUUGCUUCUGGGUGUCCCUGGGGACCCCCAUUUCCCUUGGGCCAGUGGUAACGCAGCUGGUAAAUCUAUCUUUACUAGCUCGUUGAUUGCCUUGGGUACUGUUUUACCCCUUGUGCGUGGCGUGGGAGCUGUGCAAUUGGCAUACGUCGUCAAGGACAUGGAAGCAAAAGAUCCGCAUAUGUUUGAGGCCAAUAGAAGCAACUUGCGGGUCUUUUCUAUGACUGAAGUUGGAUAUAGCGUCGGAAUGAUGGUUGGGCCUCUGUUGAGCGGCUCACUGGUCGAAGGAGUCGGUUUCUUCUUCAUGGCAGUAGCACUAGCUGCCAUUUGCCUUGUUCAAGCUUGCGUUUCGUGGCGCUGGCUCGACGCUAAGUCUCCGACACAAGUUUCUGACCAUUCUGCAUAA